AGGUUUGCGGGAACGUGGAGAACGCUCGUGUAAGGUGCGUUGGGGUAAGAUCAUAAAUGGGGGAAGACCGUAUUUGUUAAAUAUAUUCCGAAUUAGUACUUAUUUUUCUAAUCUGGCAACAAAGCGUGGGACGUCAUUUUGUAUUGCGCCACUUCCCAGUCCGUGUUGGUCGUUCCGACGCAUCAGACGUCACUUAUGCGCGUCACACUGGAAGUGUCGUCUUAAAUGAUAAUUUGUGAGAUCCGGAUUUACCCCAAAAACAUUUUGCUGGUUUUUUUGGGUCAUAAUGCCGCGUCAGUACAAGAGAAAGUCACUGCGGGCAACAUCGUAUUCGCAGGAGGAUUUAAGAUUGGCAGUAGCACAAGUAAAAAGCGGAGAACUCUCUAAUUAUGCAGCAUCAAAACUUUACGGUAUCCCUACUUCUACACUUAAUGACCAUGUUAAGGGUAAAACAGGCUUACUAAGUCAAUCACUUGGCCGGCCCCCUGCAAUCCCUAUAGAGAUGGAGAAUAAGCUGGCACAUUGUCUUAGAACCUUAGAAAAAUGGGGCUGGGGUUUAUCUAGAACAGAAAUUUUGGACAUUGUUUCAGAAUUCAUUAGGGCAAACAAAAUUAUUACACCUUUUAAAAACAACCGACCUGGGCCAGAUUGGUUCAUCUUAUUUCGGUUAAGACACAACCUGUCAAUAAAAAAACCGCAAUCUGUAGAGUAUCUUAGAAAAAGAAUGACGGAUCCAUUCGUGAUUGCCGAAUAUUUUACUUUACUGAAAAAGACGCUACUGGAAUUGGGUAUACACAAUCCUGAGCAAAUCUGGAACCUAGACGAGACAUCGGUAUGUCUAGAUCCCACGAAAACAAAAGUUGUUGGAGGCAAAGGCCUUCCAUGCACAAGGACUACACAAGGUUCUGGGAAAGAAAAUGUUACAGUGUUAACAACCGUAAAUGCGGCCGGCUCGAAAUUGUCUCCUUUGAUAGUUUUCAAAGGUAAAUACAUGUACAAUGAGUGGAUGAGUGCGAAUCAAAAAGACAAAUAUGAUUUUGAGAUUUCUUAUGCCGCCAGUAAACGUGGCUGGAUGGAGACUGAUAUAUUUUACAAUUACAUGAAGAGGAUUGUCAUUCCUGGUUUAGGUGAAAACCGGCCAGUUUUAAUGAUUUACGAUGGUCACAGCACCCAUGUUGAUACCAGGGUCGUAGCAUUAGCGAGUGAAAACAAUAUCACGAUUCUUAAAUUACCCGCCCAUACCUCUCAUUUACUCCAACCCCUGGAUUUGGCGGUAUUCAAGUCAUUUAAAACAAGCUGGGAUAAAAAGCUAGUGCAAUGGCAACGACAAAACGUCGGCGUAAAAUUACGUAAACAAACAUUUUCGGAAUUGUUUGCUGAAACGUGGCAUCAAGUAAGUCCAUUUGUGAUCCAAAGUGGCUUUAGAAAGGGAGGUAUUUACCCAUUAAAUGCAGAUGUUAUACCAGAAGAAAAGUAUGAUCCGGCGGCCUUAAGAAGAUGGAAAUAUAAGGUGUCUCAGAACAAAUCAAACGAGUUGAAAACACUGAAACAAAUGUGCCUAGAAGUAGUAAAUAAAAACAUGUCUUGCAACAUUACUUCGACUACUCAGUUUGGUAUCAGCAAUCCGCAGUUUCCGCCGCAAUACGAGACUUCAUUUGAAGAACUACUUCUGCAAAAAGUUUCGCAACAUUCUAAGAGUGGCACUGGCUCUAAUAAGACAGUCAAGUUAUCACGUGCUGCAAAAGGAAGCGAAGUCAUCACACGCACAUACUUGGAGAAAAUGAAAGAAAAAGAGGUACAGAAUACACAAAAUACUAAUAUGAACUCAAUAGAAACAUUUGCUUCUCUACCCAACGAUAAUGAAAAACCCGGCCCAUCUGGCAUAUCAAACAAAAAACUUAAGAAAAAGAAAGAAACUCAUAAAACUAGAACUCAAGACAAGAAAGUAACGAUUGAUAAGACGAACGAUCAAAAGAACACAAUUAUUACUAAAAAGGGAAAAGGCGUGGGCAAAAAGUCUAAGACUGUAAUUGAAAGUCACACUCGGACGGAUACCCUCGAAAGUCGUGAGAAAGAUACAAAUGAAAACACAAUAUGUCAGAAUAUAUCGAAUAGCACUAAUCUGAAUAUACAAAAUGCGGAAAAUUGUUUCCAGAAAACUGGUAGGAAUAAAACCAAACAUGUACCUAAAAAACAAAGACUGAAAACAACAUGUUUCAAAAAAACAAUGAAAAAAAUUAAACGACCUCCCAGUGUCACAACGACUUCUGAAAGUGGCGAAAUAAGUAUCCAUAGCGACUCAGAUAUAAUAGAUGUGCUUAGUGAUAUUUUUUCAGAAUCAGACUUUGUUCCUUAUAAAGAGGAACAAGAAUUAUCCAGAACACUAGAAAUGAACCAGAUAAUUUUGCAGAGAGAUCAAGACAUGGAGGAACUGCAGAUAAAUGAAAUAGUAGAAGUGUUGCAAAAGGGUGAGAGAAUGGAAGAGUUGCAGAUUGAGGAGAAAGUGGAUAUCUUGCAGAUGGAUGGGAAAGUGAAACAGUUGCUGAUGGAUGGGAAAGUGCAUGAUAAGAGAGUGGAUGAAAAAAUAGCUGAUAAAAGAGAGAAAGUCACUAUGUUAUCUUCUGUUCGUUACAGACCUGAAAAUAAACCUUUUAUCGGGAAGUUACAGCUAAAAAAAAUUGAUUUAAAUUUUGACGUAACCAAUAAACGUCGCAAAGAUACAAAUGAUGAAAGAAACAAAGAAAAUAGACCAGCAAAAAUACCUAGACGGUUGAAUUUUAACGAUGAAAGAAAUGAAGAAAAGAAAAAUACACAUAAAAAUGAAGAACUAUCAGAAACAAAGAUCAGAAAGGAUAACAUCUAUCAAAAAGGAAAUGAAAAAAAUUCACUGGGUAAUACUAAGAUAUAUAACACUGGGGAUACAGUUUUGGUUCGUUACUACACAAAAUUUUGGAAAUAUUACGUCGGUGUUAUUGAGCACAUACAUAAUGAAACAGAAAAAAAGAAAUAUUCAAUAUGCUAUUACAAAACCAUUGGUAAAAAAUACCAUGUAAAAUUUGUUGUAUCUAAACGUAAGGACCAAGACUGUGUGCCUGAAGAUUCAAUUGUGAAGCAAAUACAAUUACUUCAAAUAAAAGAGAAUCCGGGUGAAUUUACUCUAUUGAAUGUCGAAGACGCGAUUUACUUUUAAUUUUUCAAAACAAAGUUAGUUAUAAUUAGGCUACAAAACAAAGGCUAGUUAUAGUGUUUUUUUUUUUGAUACUCAAUUAUUAAUAAACAAGCAUUUUUUGUCUAAUGUUGAUACUCAGAACUUUAAUAUUGUUCCAAUUUUGAACUUUGUGUCAUUUUUAUCUCAUUUUUGAGCAUUACCAUAAUAAAAACAAUUUCAUAUUUUGUUGCUAUUUUAAGUGCGUUGGUCUUGUAGUAGUAUGAAUAAUAUUGUUAAAAAUCUUUACUUCU
This is a messenger RNA of Maniola jurtina (meadow brown), 3459 nucleotides long. RefSeq lists its product as uncharacterized. The transcript is spliced from 2 exons. Lineage: Eukaryota; Metazoa; Arthropoda; Insecta; Lepidoptera; Nymphalidae. The coding region runs from base 287 to 3190 and encodes 967 amino acids. Gene Ontology annotation, cellular component: nucleus. Gene Ontology annotation, molecular function: DNA binding. The record is from RefSeq and is a predicted model, not a curated record.